GCAGACCCAUGAAAGGAAACAGGCAAAGGAAUAAAGUCUUCGGGAUCAUGGGUAUAGCUGUGUGGGCCAGGGCAGGGCCACCUGGCGGGCUCACUCACGACGGGCGCCCCUUCCUGACCAGUCCUGUCGGAUGAGAAGGUUCCUUGCCCACCCUGGGAUCCCCUGUCCCCCCCACUGCAUGCAGCCUGGGCAGUUCGUAUUGAUUCCCUUCCCCAGUGAAGUAGGAGGGGAUGACCUCCCUUCUAGCAGGUCUCCCCGGCUUGGGAAGCGGCACCCUCAAAGGCUGUCAGCGGGAUAGCGCCUCCCCCGCUAGUCACAUACAGUUGGAGAUCACACACACACCCUGCUGUCAGAUAUGGGGGUCCCCCGCAGUGUGGGGGGUGGGUGGGAGGAACUGGGAGUUUGGGAUUGACACAUAUAUACUACUGAUGCUAUGUAUAAAAUAGAAAACUGAUGGGAACAUAUCUAUAGCGCAGGGAGCACUGCCUAACGCACUGUAGUGUCCUAAAUGGAGUGGAUGUACGUAUACGUGUGGCUGGUUCAUUUUGCUGUGCAGUAGAAGCUAACACAACAUAGUAAAGCAACUAUACUCCAAUAAAAAUUAAAUUUUAAAAAAAGACAGUGUGAGACACCCCCCCCCCCGAAAAAGUGUCAUCAGGUACAGGGUGAAAACCUAGUACAAACAGGCCCACACCUGAUACCUGCGUGUGCGCAGCCGCAGUCUGGUCCUGGUACAGUGAGGCCGUAUGUAACCAGAUACAGUCAGGGGACGGUGCCCCCUCUAAGGCAUGGCAGAGCAGCUUUUCCUCAGUCAGACCAAGUAGCAUCUCCGCCAGGUGUGACUGAAUGACACACGGGUACGCCCCAUCCCCACCUCCAUGUCACAUUCAGUAGCCUGUCACCUCCCAGGGAAGGCAGGCAGGAGAGGUUCCCCAGGUCAUCCUGACCCCCCAACUUUAUCAGGCAACAGUUUCCGGCGGGCUAUGGACCCCAUCCAGUCAGCUUUGUCCAGCGGCACCUGCAGGGCGCGGGGGGGCGGGGGGCACUCUGGGUUGUCUGGCAGAACCGCCUCCCCAGCCAGGACCGACGUUCAGGGAGCCACAGGCUAGGCAGGAUCGGCUUCCCGCGGACCCUCCUUCCGGGCCAGGGGGAGGAGCAUCCGGGUAGUUCAGGGAUCCUGGGGAGAUGGGCCCUGGGAGCCAAAUAAAGACGCGCACCUGGCCUUCCAGGACCAAUGACCGCUUUUACCCAGGCCAGGCCCCCAUGCAGGCCCUUUGGAGGCAGGUGGGCUGGAGUGGAGCCAGUGGGGCGUGGCUGAUGUGAAGUUGAGCUCCCUGGCCCCGACAUGGCCCGUCGCUCCCAGAGCUCCUCGCAGGGGGAUAACCCCCUGGCACCCGGGUACCUGCCACCCCACUACAAAGAAUAUUACCGCCUGGCAGUGGACGCACUGGCUGAGGGCGGGCCAGAGGCCUAUAGCCGCUUCCUAGCGUCCGAGGGAGCACCUGCCUUCCUGUGCCCUGAGGAGCUGGAGCACGUGAGCCGCCACCUGCGGGCCCCGCAGCACGUUGCCCUCGAGCCCCCCGAAGGCAGCCCUCCCAACAUGGACUUCGAUGGCUCCUCGGGCACCUACUGGCCUGUGAACUCAGACCAGGCAGUGCCUGAACUCGACCUGGGCUGGCCCCUGACCUUCGGCUUCCAGGGCACUGAGGUUACCACACUGGUGCAGCCGCCGCCACCUGACAGCCCCUGCAUCAAGGAUGAGGCUCGAAGGAUGAUCCGCUCUGCCCAGCAGGUGGUGGCCGUGGUGAUGGACAUGUUCACCGACGUGGACCUUCUCAGUGAAGUGCUGGAGGCCGCUGCGCGCCGCGUCCCGGUCUACAUCCUCCUAGAUGAGAUGAACGCACAGCACUUCCUGGACAUGGCCGACAAGUGCCACAUCAACCUGCACCACGUGGACUUCCUACGCGUGCGCACUGUGGCGGGCCCCACCUACUACUGCCGUACUGGGAAGUCCUUCAAGGGCCACGUGAAGGAGAAGUUCCUCCUAGUGGAUUGUGCCGUGGUGAUGAGUGGGAGCUACAGCUUUAUGUGGUCCUUCGAGAAGAUCCACCGGAGCCUGGCACACGUGUUCCAGGGCGAGCUGGUCUCCAGCUUCGAUGAGGAAUUCCGCAUCCUCUUCGCACAGUCCGAGCCGCUGGUACCCUCCGCCGGGGCGCUAGCCCGCAUGGACGCCUACGCCCUGGCUCCAUACGCGGGGGCUGGGCCCCUCAUGGGUGGCCACGUGACCGGGGCGUCGACCCCUUUCUCCUUACCCAAACGAGCCCACCUCCUGUUCCCACCGCCUCGGGAAGAAGGCCUGGGCUUCCCCUCAUUCCUCGACCCCGACCGCCACUUCCUGUCGGCCCUCCGUCGAGAGGAGUCACCGCGGAUGCCAGGGGGCGCCCUGGAGCCGCACGCGGGGCUGUGGCCACUGUCGCGGCAUCUGGACGCCGAGGCCGGACCAGGCGGGGAGCUCUUGGGCCCGCGGGGCUUCUUUCAGGCGCGGCACCCAGAGAUGGAGGCCUUCAAAAGGCACAGCUACGCGGCUGCCGACGGCGCGGGAGCCGUGGAGAAUUUCGCCGCUGCGCGACAGGUGUCGCGGCAGACGUUCCUCAGCCACGGCGAUGACUUCCGCUUGCAGACCAGCCACUUCCACCGCGACCAGCUCUACCAGCAGCGCUACCAGUGGGAUCCGCAGCUUGCACCGGCGCGCCCACAGGGCCUGUUCGAGAAGCUGCGCGCCGGACGCCCUGGCUUCGCGGACCAUGACGACUUCGCGCCGGGCGCCGGGCAGCGCUUUCCGGAGCUCGGCCCGGACGGACACCAGCGGCUGGACUACGUGCCAUCCAGUGCCUCACGGGAGGUGCGCCAUGGCUCGGACCCUGCCCUCGGGCCCGGGCCCCGCGCUCUGGAACCGGCCGGGGCCCCACGCCCCAACCUGGGCCAGCGCUUCCCUUGCCAAGCGGUGACGAGGCUAGGCCCAGAGACUGUGCCCAAGCCAGAGCCCGAGCGCAGAGGCCGGCCCGAGGGGCGGGCGGGACUGCGGCACUGGCGCCUCGCCUCCUACCUGAGCGGCUGUCACGGUGAGGACGCUGGCGACGAGGGCCUGCCCGCACCCAUGGAGGCCGAGGCCUAUGAAGACGACGUGUUGGUUUCUGGGGGCCGGGUGGCCGCCGGGGACCUGCUGACCUCGAGCUUCCGUGCGCCCGCGUCUUUCCCGAGCUCCGGCAGCGGUGGUGGCGACGGCCCCGAGCCCGAGGGCCUGGAGGCAGGCCUGGCCAAGCAGGACUCUUUCCGCUUGCGCCCGAACCCGUUGAUCCAGCGCAGCUCGCGGCUGCGCUCCUCGCUCAUCUUCAGCGCGUCCCAGGCGGAGGGCACGGGCGGAGCCGCUGCGGCCACCACGGAGAAGGGGCAGCUGCCGCCCAAGGAUCAGGUGGCGAGCGAGAUGCCGGCGUCCGGUGGCGAGGCCGUGCGCUCUGCUGUCUCCACCAAGGUGGCCGAGCUCCUGGAGAAAUACAAGGGCCCGACUCGAGACGCCGGCGGCGUGGGGGCAGCAGUCACGGUCGCCAGCCACAGCAAGGCUGUCCUGUCCCAGGCGUGGCGGGAGGAGGUGUCGGCCCCUGGGGGCGGUGGCAGCGAGCGCCGCAGCCUCGAAAGCUGCCUGCUAGACCUGCGCGACUCCUUCGCGCAGCAGCUGCACCAGGAGGCGGAGCGGCAGCCGGGAGCCGCCGCUCUCUCCGCCACGCAGCUGCUGGACACACUGGGCGGGAGCAGCGGCGGCGCUGAGCCGCUGCCCUCCCGCCUCCCCUCCGCCCGGGGCCGCUCCGCCUCCCCGCGAGGGCGGGACAGCCCCCCACCCGAGCGGCCCGGGGCGCACCAGACGCCCCACUCUGAGCCAAAAGGGAACCCCACCUCAGCUUACCCCGAGCGGAAGGGAAGUCCCACGGCAGGGCUUCCCGGCCGCAGAGACAGGCCCACCACGGGAUUCACCGAGCAGAAGGGAAGUCCCGCUUCCGCCUGCCCUGAGCGCAGGGGGAGCCCGGGGCCCCCGGGGCCCCCUGUGCCGGAGCGCAUGGGCAGCCUCACCCUCCCCUUCUCCGGGGAGUCUCCAAAGACCGGGCCCACGGAGGAGGCGCCUGGUGGUCCCAUGGAGAUCCUACGCAAGGGCUCUGCGCGGCUGCGGCAGCUGCUAAGCCCCAAGGGUGAGCGGCGCGCAGAGGAUGAGGGCAGCUUCCCGGUGCCACAGGAGAACGGGCAACCUGAGAGCCCCCGGCGGCCAUCGCCAAGCCGGGCUGACAGCACCGAGGCUGCCACAGGAGAUGAGCGGGGCCCGCAGGCGCGCGUGGCCUCGGCCACGGCCAAUGCCUUGUACAGCAGCAACCUGCGGGAUGAUACGAAAGCCAUUCUGGAGCAGAUCAGCGCCCACUGCCAGAAGCAUCGCGGAGUCCCCGCGCCGACCCUGACCCAGAGCAGCCCUGAGCUGGGCCACCCACCAGCUGCCGGCGGCCUGGCCCCUGACAUGUCCGAGAAGAACAAAUGUUCUGCCAUCAUCCUCUCAGACAGCCUGGAGACCCAAGGCCGGCUGAACCGCGCGCUGCCAGCCAGCGCGGAGGAGCGCGACCGACUGCUGCGCCGCAUGGAGAGCAUGCGCAAAGAGAAGCGCGUCUACAGCCGCUUCGAGGUCUUCUGCAAAAAGGAGGAGCCCGGGGGCCCGGGGGCCGGGGAGGGCCCGGCAGAGGACACCAGGGACAGCAAGGUGGGCAAGUUCAUGCCCAAGCUCCUGGGUACGUUCAAAAGCAAGAAGUGAGUCUCCUGGCCCACCAGCCCGGGUCGGGGUGCCGGCAUCACGGUCAGGCAGAACACCUGGUCCUCAGCCAAAGCCUUCGGAACCUGGCUGAGCACAGCCAGAGCUUGGCUCCACUUGAGGCUCACCUGGUGGUCCUCCCUGCCUCUUGCCCCUUGGUCUCUCCUGCCUAGGGGCUCCAGCCCCUAGCUGCCCCCUGCCCUACUUCCCCAGUUCCCGCUCUUCUCACACCUCAGUCUCUGGACCCUCAGCGCCACCCGCCCUUCUUCUGCAUCUGACUCCACCAUUUCUUUGGGCUUCAGGUCCCCUUUGGAUCACCUCAGGGACCCAUCUCUCUGUGCCUCAGUCCCCCAUCUUUCAGGGGGCCCUCCUCUGUGCCUCAGUCCCCCGUUCUCUGGGGUCCUUGUGUCUCAGGGUGUCUGUGUCUCAGGGGUCCCCUCUGCUCAUAGCCUUCUGGCUGUGCUGCGGCCUCUCCUCUGUGCCUGGCAGCCCCAUCCUCUCUCAAGGCCUCCCACCUUCUCAGGACCUGUCCUCCCCACCUGCAUCCUAGGUCGCCGGGUUCACUUCCUGCCCUGCCCCUCUCCACCCUCCCGGCACCUUUCCUGGCGGCCCAUCCCUUCAGCGUGGGGAGGGGGCCCCUGAGGGGCUGCCCUGUCGAGGACCGUGGUGCUGCUCCCACAGGGCGCUGGCGAGGAGCGAGCGCGCCAGGCUUUGCGGCACAGUAGUCAGGUGGGUGCUACCCUCACAAAGGUCCCUGGCAGACGCGUGUUCACAGGUGCCAUCCCCAGCCGCGCCGCAGAAAGGGGCUGGAUGUGGAGCUCUUGUUCUGUGAGGGCAGAGGACAAGGCGCAGUGGCACCUGAGCCCCAGCCCACCGCUCCGAGGGGUCUCCGUGCCCCGUGAGGUGGGAGUGGUCCUUGCCCUGCAGGUGCCCAGCAGACCCCAACUCCACCUUGUUCUGCAUUCUUUCCACCUUUGUCACCAACCCCCCAAAAAUCUGUCCAAGGUUCCCCACUUAGCUUUCUUGUAUCUUUUUUUUACCUCCGGACAGUAGAUCUGGAAUGACACGUUUGGGCACCAAAUGCUUAGAAAGCCUCCCACAGUAGGUGCUAGUACUGUUAAAUUAGUGUUUGCGCUAUUUCUUUUUAAAUAGUUUUUUUUUUUUUUUUUUAAGUAUAAGGAACCCCAAUUGCUCUGGCUGGGAAAGGAUUUAAGGAACAAGACUGCUGAAUGAGGCAGCAGUUCUGACUGAGCAGCUGGAAAAGGGAGGGGAGGUGGGGUAGGGGGACACCUACUCCCUGGCGGCUCACAGUCCAGUUACCAAAGCCACCACCCAGGAACCACAGCAGAGACUUUGGUUCGAAUGGGAAAGGUCACUGGGGAGCCGGACAAGCUGGAGCAUUUCUGGGCCUUGACAUGCUUGUUGACGAGUUUGGUUUUACCUGGCCUGGUGCACAGCUGUUCUCAGCAGACCUGGCCGGGCCUAUCGCUGAGGGAGGCCCUCGCAGGAAGUGGAGGUUCUGCCCAGGGAGAGGCCAGAGGCCUUCAGAGCCUCCCGUCUGCAUCCUCCACAUCGUGCUCAAUAAGACAUCUCCUUAAAUGUGAUUCUGCACAUUUUGGUGUUAAUAAUAAAACAAUGCACAAAAUA
Messenger RNA from Balaenoptera ricei (Rice's whale), 6490 nucleotides. RefSeq names its product family with sequence similarity 83 member H (gene SACK1H). The transcript is spliced from 5 exons. The coding region runs from base 1346 to 4846 and encodes 1166 amino acids. Gene Ontology annotation, molecular function: keratin filament binding. The record is from RefSeq and is a predicted model, not a curated record. Gene Ontology annotation, biological process: intermediate filament cytoskeleton organization; positive regulation of cell migration; protein localization to cytoskeleton. Gene Ontology annotation, cellular component: keratin filament. NCBI's taxonomy places the organism in Eukaryota, Metazoa, Chordata, Mammalia, Artiodactyla, Balaenopteridae.